Messenger RNA from Musa acuminata AAA Group (dessert banana), 2338 nucleotides. RefSeq names its product growth-regulating factor 7-like. Gene Ontology annotation, cellular component: nucleus. The coding region runs from base 221 to 1882 and encodes 553 amino acids. Gene Ontology annotation, molecular function: ATP binding. Gene Ontology annotation, biological process: developmental process; regulation of DNA-templated transcription; DNA-templated transcription. The record is from RefSeq and is a predicted model, not a curated record. NCBI's taxonomy places the organism in Eukaryota, Viridiplantae, Streptophyta, Magnoliopsida, Zingiberales, Musaceae. The transcript is spliced from 6 exons.
UCUUACUCACUGCCCCUGUUCCCCGAAAAGAAGAAAACCAACCCGGAUUUGGAGCUCAAAUCCAAGCCAAACACUUCACCUUAAAAUUGCUUCCUUUCCUGCUCCCACUCUUCUCCUUCCCCUCCAUGUCACUACUUCCCUUUCAUGUUCUCCUUCCUGCACCCACCUCUGCCCUCCUUGCAUCCGUUCCCUUGUAGCGGAGUCGAGAGUGGUUGAGGAGAUGGACUUUGGUGGGGUGGUGGAUAUGGAUAUGCUAGUGGCUGCGUCGUCUGAUGCUGGUGGUGUCUACUCAUCUUCCAUGACCUCCUCCGACACUGAACUCAGCAGGCAAAGAGUGCUCUCGGGAUCUUCUUUACAGAAGAAUGAGACCUCACCAGAAGCCGAGGACCAUGACAUGAGAUGCCUCAAGCUGGCUCGAACCGAGCCUAAGGUGGCACCGACUGCAAAGGUGGCUCCUUUCCUCGUCCCCAGCUACCCCUACCUCUUCCCUGAUGGAGCGCAAAUGCUCAGUUUCUCCUCAACAUUCAAGCAAGAAGCAAUGGGGCUGAGCCUGGAUGGGACGUUGCCUUACCAACACCACCGGUCGGCGCCCACUUCAACACCCUCUUGUCUCAGGAAUGCAGGCUUGUGUUCAGGGAGCUUUGAUGUGAACAUGAAUGAAGUUUUGGCGAGGGUGAGGUGGCCAUUCACUCCAACGCAGUGGCUGGAGCUCGAACGCCAGGCUUUGAUCUACAAACACAUUGUUGCAAAUGUGGCCAUACCACCCAGCCUGUUCAUCCCUUUUAGAACAAGUCUCAGCACUUUUGGGUUUUCUUCCCUUCCAGUUGGAUCCUUUGGCUCAAGCACAUCAGUUGGAUGGGGGUUGUACCAUCAAGGAUACUCGGGAAAUGAUGAUCCAGAACCUGGUAGAUGCCGUCGAACUGAUGGGAAAAAAUGGCGAUGCUCAAGGGAAGCUGUUGCUGACCAGAAGUACUGUGAGCGGCACAUCAAUCGGGGCCGCCAUCGUUCAAGAAAGCAUGUGGAAGGCCGCACUAGCCAUGCCAUGAAAGCAAUACCUUCCUUAGCACCUUCACAAUCUGUUUCUGCUAAUCAAAGUGGUGGAAUAUCCGGUAAACUCACCACUUCACAGCAUCAAACUGAAAGUCUGCAAACAAACAUGACCAAUUGCUGCCCUGCACAGUUUGACAGCAUCACAAUGAGCAAUGGAAAUGUAAAUGGACGUACACAGAAUUCCAAAGACCUUUCCAUGCUAGAUUCUUUUAAUUCAAGAAGCAUGAGUAAUUUAUUUCCAGUAUCAGAAGAACAUGAUCCCUUUAAAGGAUCCUCAUCUGAAACAGAACUUGGGCACAUUUCCAUGGAUUCCCUUUUGAAACCUCAGAGCAGUUCCUUCUCUGAUAAUAUCAGCUAUAUCACCAUCCCAAUGCUCAACAACCAGCAGACCGAAACCCAUCCCCUUCGACCCUUCACUGAUGACUGGCCCAGGAACCAGUCUGAUCAUUCAAAUAUCUCGCGGUCUGAGGAAUAUGAUACAAUUGAUGUGGGUCUAGGAGCAGCUGCACCAAGUGAAGCAAGCAAUUGUCAGCCAGGUUGGUUGCCAAUCUCCUGGGAGUCUUCCUUGGCUGGACCUCUAGGAGAGGUCCUAAACAAUAACACUAGCAAUGUGGAUGACCAAUGCAGAAACCUGCUGUCAUCAUCUGUAAAUUUCUUGACUGAUAGCUGUGGUUUGCACACUUGGUUGGAGUCCUCUCCAACCGGCAUCCUACAGAAAACUUCAUUUUGUUCAGUGUCGAGCAGCACCAGGAGUAGCCCCAGGGUGGAGAACCACAAGUCUCAUGAAAGCAAUGGCAGCAUGUGUGAUGAUACUUUUGGCUCAACCAAGUGAUGCUGUUCAUGUACAGGAAUUCACAGCAUCUUCCUACAGGCAUGUGGAACUCUUACCAAUGAGUUAGGAGUUGUUUCUGCACCCUGACAGCCCAACAGCAGGAUCUCCUGCCUCUGCUUUUGGUGCUGCCUUAGCAAUCUUCUGCUUGAAAAAGUACUGCUAUGCAUUGGUUCAACUGCUACAGAAUCAUAAAAGUGCAUCUUGAACAGAUGUGAAGAUGGAGGAAUGAGGAAUCCCUCCCCUCAGUAGACGCCCUUUGUGAUGAUUUCUUCUACAGUGGACAACUGUGAAGUGGUAGUGCCUUUACUGUGGAGGAGCAACUAAAGCUCUUGCAGAUGAUGAUGCCAUAUCCACAAGCAAUAAAUGGCAACAAAAGAUGCUUCAACUGUGUAUAUGUACUCUCUUGUCUCUUGCAUGCUGCAUGUACAUGCUGCUGGAAAUGUGACACAACAGUCC